Messenger RNA from Acanthosepion pharaonis, 672 nucleotides. NCBI's taxonomy places the organism in Eukaryota, Metazoa, Mollusca, Cephalopoda, Sepiida, Sepiidae. The record is from the annotation of a GenBank genome assembly.
AUGUCAAACUUUUUAUCAUUGCCUUUCUUACAUCUUUCUACAGAAUCAUCUAUUUUUGGCUUUUCUUUUUGUCAUCUUUCUUUUUAUAUUUUCAUAUCUAUAAAGAUACAUCUGAAUUCUGAUAAGUACACUGCUCUUGGCAAACGUACAGUAUAUAACACUAUCUAUCUAUCUAUCUAUCACAGCACAUUCAUAUUUAUCUAUCUAUAUAUCUAUCUAUCACAGCACAUUCAUUAUCUAUCUAUCUAUUGCGUCACAUUCAUAUUUAUCUAUCUAUCUAUUUAUCUAUCUAUCUAUCUAUCACAGUACAUUCAUUAUCUAUCUAUCUAUCUAUCACAGCACAUUCAUUAUCUAUCUAUUGCAUCACAUUCAUAUUUAUCUAUCUAUCUAUCUAUCUAUCUAUCUAAGCACAUUCAUUAUCUAUCUAUCUAUCUAUUGCAUCACAUUCAUAUUUAUCUAUCUAUCUAUCUAUCUAUCUAUCAAUCACAUUCAUUAUCUAUCUAUCUAUCUAUCUAUCUAUCUAUCACAGCACAUUCAUUAUCUAUCUAUCUAUCUAUCUAUCAAUCACAUUCAUUAUCUAUCUAUCUAUCUAUCUAUCUAUCACAGCACAUUCAUUAUCUAUCUAUCUAUCUAUCUAUCUAUCUAUCUAUCUAUCUAUCUGUUGCAACCUAG